UCUUCCUUCUUCCUCGACGCUGCCUGCGAGGUGGCUGCCAUCUCCUUUGCAGCAUCAUGGCUGCCCUCCGGCCUCUGGUGAAGCCCAAGAUCGUUAAAAAGAGGGCCAAGAAGUUCAUCAGGCACCUGUCAGACCGAUAUGUCAAAAUUAAGCGAAACUGGCUGAAACCCAGAGGUAUUGACAACAGGGUGUGGAGAAGAUUCAAGGGCCAGAUCCUGAUGCCCAACAUUGGUUAUGGGAGCAACAAGAAGACCAAGCACAUGCUGCCUAGCGGCUUCUGGAAGUUUCUUGUCCACAAUGUCAAGGAGCUGGAAGUGCUGCUGAUGUGCAACAAAUCUUACUGUGCUGAGAUUGCUCACAAUGUUUCCUCUAAGAGCCUUGGGUGGGGGUCGUGUGGCAGGUGUAGCUAG
Messenger RNA from Acomys russatus (golden spiny mouse), 410 nucleotides. RefSeq names its product 60S ribosomal protein L32-like. Gene Ontology annotation, biological process: translation. Gene Ontology annotation, molecular function: structural constituent of ribosome. The record is from RefSeq and is a predicted model, not a curated record. The transcript has a single exon. Lineage: Eukaryota; Metazoa; Chordata; Mammalia; Rodentia; Muridae. The coding region runs from base 57 to 410 and encodes 117 amino acids. Gene Ontology annotation, cellular component: ribosome; cytosolic large ribosomal subunit.